Molecule: messenger RNA, 3202 nt
Organism: Homarus americanus (American lobster)
Lineage: Eukaryota; Metazoa; Arthropoda; Malacostraca; Decapoda; Nephropidae
Gene: Prp3
Product: U4/U6 small nuclear ribonucleoprotein Prp3-like
Exons: 12
Coding region: 155-2152 (665 amino acids)
Biological process (GO): mRNA splicing, via spliceosome
Cellular component (GO): U4/U6 x U5 tri-snRNP complex
Source: RefSeq, a predicted model, not a curated record
CACAUUUGUUGGAGGCGUAUUUAGUAACGUUUGGCCAGUUGUAGCUCCUGACCACAAUGUUACUGAGUAUAAAGUUUAAAUUAUGUGCCAGUACAUAUUAAGUCAAAUAAUUCAUUGACUAUAGAUUCCAGUUUUGUUAAUUAAAACAAGCAAGAUGUCGCUAUCAAAACGGGAAUAUGAGGACUACAAGGCAGCCGUGGAUAAGAUGGUGUAUAAAUAUGUGGCACGUGAUAGGUCAAGCGUUGUGUCUGCCAUCACACAUGCAGUUGAUUCGGGAUGUGACAAGAGAAAAGUUGAAGACAAGCUGAUGGGAUAUGUUGAUAAAAGCAUGGCAUAUAAAUUGGCUGAAAAGGCCUUUUUACUGUUGGAAGACAUAGGAACAAAAGUUAAAAGCACAUCAUCUAGAAAACGCACACAUAAAGAAGACAAUGAUCGUGAAAAGGAUAGUAAGAGGGCAAGGGUUAAAGAUGAAAAGGAACCAGUACCAAAUAUUAAAGCGUCUCAGCCACCAUCAUCAGGGCCAAACAACACUGUUAGCCCUGGACAAAUUCAGGCUCAACAAAUUAAGGAUAUUAUGGCCAAAGCCCAGGCUGUAAUAGAAGAAAGAAAAAAGGCUAUGGCCAACCUUCAAACUACGGAGUCAAAGCCAACCACUAAUGGUGCAGCUGUGCCUUUAAUAUCCCAACCUUCACCAGUUGUAAUAGCAUCAGCUGGAUCAGGUGGUGGUGAUGUGACCUCACGUAUUGCUGAGCUUCAGGCCCGCAUUCAGGCUCAACUAGGAAAUGCCACUGCCUUAGGAAUAUCUAGCUUGCAGAUGGGGGCAGCACUGGGCACAACUGUUGCAUCAACAGCUAAACCUCUAGGAGAACAGAGCAAACCAACUCCACUCAUUUUGGAUGCUGAGGGACGAACUGUUGACCAAAGUGGAAAAGAAGUGCACUUAACUCAACGGAUUCCUACAUUGAAGGCCAACAUUCGAGCCAAAAAACGGGAAGAAUUUAAACAGCAAUUGCAAGAAAAACCCAUCGAGGACACUGCUGAGAGUAACUUCUUUGAUGCACGAGUCAGUAUUCGUCCAUCUCUGAGAGUCAAGAGGCCUUUUAAGUUCCAUGACCAGGGCAAGUUUAUUCAACUUGCUCAGAGAGAAAGAGCAAAGGCUCGGUUAGAGAAACUGCAAAAUGAGAUUUCACAAGUUGCAAAGAAAACUGGCAUUUCUUCAGCAGCCAAACUGGCACAACUAGAACAGAGAGAAAUGAAGAGUGUUUGUGAUGACUCCCCUGAUAUUGAGUGGUGGGAUGCCAUUAUCCUUCAAGGAAAUAGAUAUCCAGAAGAGGGGGAACCAGUUAAGGUGAAAGAUGACUGUAUAACAAGACUAAUUGAACAUCCUCUAGAAAUGAGAUGCCCAUCAGAUCCCUUGAAACCAGUGACUCUUGAAGUCCUUCUUACUAAGCAGGAGCGUAAAAAGCUGCGUCGCAUGAAUAGACGAGAAACUUGGAAAGAAAAACAGGAAAAGAUUCGUUUAGGAUUGGAACCUCCCCCAGAACCUAAGGUACGAAUGGCUAAUUUAAUGAGGGUUUUAGGAACUGAAGCUGUCUUAGAUCCAACUAAGAUGGAGAAGCACGUGCGUGAACAGAUGGCUAAAAGACUUAAAGCCCACCAGGAUGCUAAUGCUGCCCGAAAACUCACACCUGAACAACUAAGAGACAAAAAAGUUCGUAAAGUCAAGGAGGACACAUCAACAGGGGUUCAUGUCACAGUGUAUAAAGUUACAGAUUUCUCCAAUGGUUCACACAAGUUCAAGGUUGAAACAAAUGCAAAGCAACUCUUCCUGACUGGCACUGUAGUACUGUUCAAGGAUAUUAAUGUUGUGGUAGUUGAGGGAGGCCCAAAACAGCAGAAGAAAUAUAAACGAUUAAUGAUGGAACGUAUCAAAUGGGCAGAAGAAUCACGGUCCAAAGAUGCAGAUAUAGAAUCAAAAUGUCAGCUAGUUUGGGAAGGAACUACAUCAGAAAGAAGCUUUGGUGAGAUGCUGUUUAAGGCAUGUCCCACAGAAUCCUUUGCAAGAGAUCAUUUUAAAAAGCAUGGUGUAGAACAAUACUGGGAUUUAGCAUAUGGAAAGAAAAUUCUUGAAGAAGCUGAUAGUGGUAAUUGAAAUUGUGAUAAAUGGAAGAGCAUAAGCAAGUGAACUAAGAAAAAAAAGAAGCUAAUAUGGUUAUUGCCAAAACAGCAGCAAAUUUUAACAUUGAAAUUGAGGUCUGCACAAAUUGUUUUGGCUUAAUUUUCAACAUUACAUAAUGUUAGCAAUACAUUUUUCUACAGACAUUCAUAUCUUCCCUAUAGAGUACUGUAGUUACAAUUAAAAUACCAAAAAUGUCAUGACGACAAUAAAAGUUAACAUAUGCAAAAAAUUAUCAGGUUAUAGGUAUUGCAAAAUUAAGUUCUGUACUGUACUUCCAAGGUGAUGACACUUAUGAUAUGUAUUGAUAAAAGCAUGGUGACAGUGUACAUUCUUAGUGAUUGUGGUGCGUGUCAUAACAACAUCUAAAGUUAUUCACGGGCAGUGUGUGUGAGAGAACAUUACUAAGAAUGACUUUUCAUCAAUUAUAUUCAUUGUUAUCUGGUACACAAGACAAAGAUAUUGAAUUUGAAUAGUUUGUAUUAAAAUAAUUUAACAUCUUUUAAUCAAUUUUAGUUUCAUUACCAAUUCUGUAAUAUAGAUUAGAAUUAUUUAGUUUUGGAAAACAUGAUCCAAGUCAACAACUUUUAGGUUGAUUUGUGUUACCACAAAUAUGUGUGACACUGUAAUGUAUGGAAGUUGGUGUCAUUUAUAAAAAGGAUGUUUGAAAUAAUUACAAACUACUGUAUGAAAUGUAUUUGGUAUUUUUAUAAUUGUGUACUUUAGUAAGCACAAUGAGCAUUUUGAUAAAACUUAUAGUUUUGCUACUACUAUGAACACCAGAUCAUUUCUUCUUCCCCAAAAAUUGUGAAUUGGUAUAAAAUAAGGCUUUUUAUUUUAUGUAAGAGUUUUAUACUGACUUGAGUGACUGAAUAUGUACAUUAUUUUGUUUUGUCAUCAAUAAGAUUAAAUUUAAAUUGGUUCUGAAUAUUUUUGCUUUCACUGGAAUAUUGUAAUUAACAGGUAAGUUUGCAUUAGACAUAACAGUGUUAAACUUAAGGAUAAUUAAAUAAACUAGAUGUCUCA